This is a messenger RNA of Carassius gibelio (silver crucian carp), 2402 nucleotides long. RefSeq names its product pyruvate dehydrogenase E1 component subunit alpha, mitochondrial-like. Gene Ontology annotation, molecular function: pyruvate dehydrogenase (acetyl-transferring) activity. The record is from RefSeq and is a predicted model, not a curated record. Gene Ontology annotation, cellular component: intracellular membrane-bounded organelle. Gene Ontology annotation, biological process: pyruvate decarboxylation to acetyl-CoA. The transcript has 11 exons. Bases 113 to 1294 code for a protein of 393 amino acids. Lineage: Eukaryota; Metazoa; Chordata; Actinopteri; Cypriniformes; Cyprinidae.
CAUCAUCCAGACUGUUCUCUGGGGUUACUAAACCUUCUCAGUCACUGGGCUCAGGUUAGUGUGAAAGAAGGACUGUAAGAGAUCUGAUUCUAGUAGGCUGCGGGUAAAUAUUAUGAGAAAGAUGUUAGCCAUCAUUUCUAACGUUCUGAGAGGCAGCGCCAGCAGGAACGGGGCAAGAGUGGUGGUAUCUGCCAGGACGUAUGCAGACUUUACCCCUCAGGCCACCUUUGAUAUUAAAAAAUGUGACAUAUACAAGCUGGAGGAGGGCCCUCCACUGCAGGCUGUGCUUACAAGAGAGGAGGGGCUUCAGUACUAUCGCACGAUGCAGACCAUUAGACGUAUGGAGCUCAAAUCUGAUAUACUCUACAAGCAGAGGGCCAUCAGGGGCUUCUGUCACCUUUAUGAUGGAGAGGAAGCAUGUGCAGUUGGUGUUGAGGCUGCUAUCAAACGAUCAGAUCAUCUAAUCACAUCCUAUCGUGCCCAUGGGUAUACUUACACUAGAGGGGGCACCGUUCGUGAGAUCAUGGCAGAGCUCACUGGUCGUAGAGGAGGUAUUGCCAAAGGAAAGGGAGGGUCUAUGCAUAUGUACAGUAAAAAAUUUUAUGGAGGAAAUGGAAUUGUGGGAGCUCAGGUGCCUCUUGGGGCAGGUGCAGCGUUUGCCUGCAAAUACCUGGGCACCAAGGAUCUGUGUGUCUGCAUCUAUGGUGAUGGUGCUGCAAAUCAGGGUCAGAUCUUUGAAACAUAUAAUAUGGCAUCUCUGUGGAAGCUGCCCUGCAUUUUCAUUUGCGAGAAUAACAAAUAUGCCAUGGGUACUUCUAUAGAGAGAGGGGCAUCUAGUACUGACUACUACAAGAGAGGCGCAUUCAUCCCUGGAAUAAGAGUGGAUGGCAUGGAUGUCCUUUGUGUAAGGGAGGCCACCAAAUUUGCUGCUGAACACUGCAGAUCAGGAAAAGGUCCUAUUUUGAUGGAGCUGCUGACCUAUCGUUUCCAUGGACACAGUAUGACAGACCCAGGAGUAAGCUAUCGCACACGUGAGGAGGUCCAUGACAUGCGCAGUAAGAGCGACCCCAUUACUUUGCUGAAGGAUCGCAUGGUGAGCAACAACAUGGUCAGCGUGGAGGAGAUUAAGGAGAUUGAUGUGGCGGUAAAGAAGGAGAUUGAAGAUGCUGCUGAGUUUGCCACCACAGACCCUGAGCCUCCACUGGAGGAACUUUGCAACAACAUCUUCUACAAUGAACCUCCUAUGGAAGUGCGUGGCACCAGUCCCUGGAUCAAGUUCAAGUCCGUCAGCUAAAUUGACUUCUUUAUCAUCCCAAGUUCCCUCCCCUUCCUACCAGUACACCUUCUCCUGUUGAAUGAUCACCUCUGAUGUGGCUAUAAGUUUCAUAGUCAGUUAUUGGGAAACUGAGCAAAAUCUCUCAGGUACACUGAGAUAAGUUGCCUCAUUUCACAUGUUAAUAUUAUCAUUGCCUUGUUUUCUUGUUGUCUUCAAUUACAACACUGACCCUCAAUAUAAAUUUUAAAAUGUAGAUUUGUUUUAUUUCAUCUGAUUGUUCAUGUUGUGAAUGAACAUGGUGGUCUUUAACUUGGAAUUAAUGGGACUUUGUAAAUGUCUGCAAUGCCUCCAUUGCUUAUUACCCAAUGUCCAUGUCAUGGCAGAAUAUUUAGCUCAUGUGAAUAAAUCACAAACACCAAAUAUUGCUGCUUUGUGUUAACACACACACUUCUCUCACUUUAUACAUCAGCAGGAGUGUGUUUUUGGCUAAGGUGUCUGAAAUUCAACCAUUUUGCAGUUCUAAUUUGACAAAAUAUUUAAAGGGGAAAAUUUAACAUUUCUAAAUCUGUGGCAAUAUUACAAGGGUUCCAAAUAUUACAGUAUUACAAUUUAAGUACAAAUGUAUUUCUGUUGUAUUUUAACACUCUUCAACACUCAAGAGUGUUUGAGUGUUAAACAUUCACAUAAAAAAAAAAGAUUUAAAAUAAACAGCUGAAAAUGUGACUUUAGAAUGGAAAAAAAUAAAAUUAUUUACCCUCACCCUCUUCAGCUUUUAUUUAAAACCGGGUGUUUGUUUUACAUGUAUUUUAUUGUGAGAAAUUGAAUUUAAUAAAAACAAUUGUAUUGGGAAUAUUCACAUUUGGCAUUUCCAGUGCAUUAAUGGUUGUUUUAAAAUAUUGUUUGUUUAACAUCUCUGAGAAUCAGGAAAGUAAAAAUUUAAAUAGGGAAAGUAAAAAAUUGUUUGCAAUAGUUGUUAGGAUGUUGUUGAGAUUUUAAAGGGGGCAUCAGAAUCACAAGGUUAAAACUUAAUGCCACAUUGACUAGGAGGAGUCACCAAGAGGCCAUGUAUGUUUCAUACAUUGUGAAUUUUAUGCCCUACAACUACAAAUAAAUGUUUCAAAUGCAA